AUGGAGGCGACACUGCGGCGGCUCCGGAAUCGGGGUGCCGCCGACAUCGCUCACCCGUCGCAGGCGGGAACGGAAAAUCACCCGACACCCGCUGCUUUGCGUGUGAGGCGCGUAAUUAUCCGUUGGUCUUCCGGAGCGCGCCUCGCUAUGGGAAGUGACGCUUGUUAUGGGCGUUGGGAGCUCCAUAUUAAGAGGAAUAGACGUAUACUUUUGCAGGGAAGUGGUGUUGAUAAGUGUUCUUCGGAGAAGGCUUCUCAGGUGAAGUCUUCACCAGGUUCAAUGGCCAGCAGAGCAACUGAAGCGCCGCGCGAGCAGCCAAGCACUGCCGCAGACGCAAGGAACCCAAGGAACCCAGUGGAGACUAGCGGUGUUUCUUGGGCAGCUGUGCAAGAUGCUGACGUAGGAACCCAUAAGAAAGAGUCGAAGACAGCUGGCACCGCAGCUGAGACUGGGGGAAGCUGUGAACCGCUUACGCCUCCAAAAACGGUUGGAUCAAAGCGCCACCACAGUCCCAUGGUGGCGGUGAAGGCGCGAAUACCACCGAGCGGAGCAGGGGAGGCCGAGCUUUCGGCACCAGAAAUACCGCAGGCACCAGUGGACAGGGCUAGUGGCGACGGGCGCAACUUUCCCGACGGUGUAACCUGGUCUGCGCUCUACACGCGCCUGUUACAGGCUAUGCAGCGCACGCGCGAGUUCGAGGUGCAGCUCUCCCUCGCAAAGUCUGACCUGAUGCGCCUCCAGACAGAAUGGUUACAAGCUGUCUGGACUCGACGUCAUGCGGCCAGUUUAGAGCUGGUGACGGGUGUUUCCGAGACCGGCGUCAGCUGGGAAGUUCCAGCGCGAACAUCAGUGCCAGCCGGGGCAGGGCCUGCACAGUUGUUCUCUACGACGGGAAUGCAUGCGAAUGCGUCAAUAGGUACGAUUCCAGACACACGAACAGCAAGUCAUGGUGUCUGGUUGACCAUUCCGGACGCACCUGCGGUGCCUCUCCAGUCCGCAGCACCAACGAGUUCGCUGACGCGCACAUUGCCCUGUGGAUCAAACCUGCAAAGUGACAGCAUAGAUUCGAGCUCGUGCUUGUACCAAGGAAGCGAAGCCAAACCAGGGGUGCAUGCCUGCAACUGCUCAACUGCGAGCAGUCGAACAUUUGGUGAGCACGACACCCCGUCCGCUUCAGAAUCGGAGAAGUUCUAUCCACAGCAUCCAACUGCGGAUGCACAUUCGACGGAGCAAAUAUCGCUGCCGCCCGCUGCAUCAACGACACCGAAGACGAGUGGCUCGAACCAAAGUCGUCGUCGUCGUUGUCGUCGUCGUCAUCGACAGUCAAGUCCUGUCCCGGGUACGUCAAGAUACUGGACGGAGGCUGAGCACAAGCUCUUCCUGGAAGCGCUCAAGAUCUACGGCCACCGCAAUCUCAAAGCGAUCAGUGCUCAUGUUGGCACGCGGAAUCCGACACAGGUACGAACUCAUGUUCAGAAGUACUUUAUGCGCCUCACUCGAGAAGCCCUGCGGCUCGAAGACACUCGCAGGACCUCAGUGCAACCCUCGAUGCAGUCGGCGACAUCCGCUACGUCCUCCCGCGGCGACGGCGCGUCUGCGCCUUUUGGCAGCACAGAGCAGCUGCCAGCGCCGGGCAUCGAGCUUCGCUGCAGCGGAGCGUGCGCGCAGCCGCACGCGUUAAUGCCGUGCGAGCCUGCCCAAGCGCCUGCCUCUGCAGCAUCGACCAGUUACACUGAGGAGACACCAUCAGACUACCGAGCACGCAACCAGGAGCACGGCUCCAGUGUCCCUGGAGAGAUCGAGGAGCAUCCUCGCGAGACGCGUAGGCAGCCGUUCAACUCGGUACCAGAUACUUGUGGCGUUCAUUUGUUGUCACUUGUUGCACAGGAGAAUAUGCUAUAG
Molecule: messenger RNA, 1902 nt
Organism: Cyanidioschyzon merolae strain 10D
Lineage: Eukaryota; Rhodophyta; Bangiophyceae; Cyanidiales; Cyanidiaceae
Product: MYB-related protein
Exons: 1
Coding region: 1-1902 (633 amino acids)
Molecular function (GO): DNA binding
Source: RefSeq, a predicted model, not a curated record